AUGCAAAUGCACCCAUUGCUUUGGGAUCAAGAGCUGGAUCCCGAUUAUGAAGAGAGGUAUUAUGAAAUACCAAGGAGAAAGGCCCGGGAGAUCCGGGAGGCGUGCCGUGAAUCGGAAGAAUCUGGGAAAGAGGUGCAGCCCCAAUCAAAUGAGAAGUCGAAAGUAGAUGAGCAUUCCGAGGCUGGUAGUCUCAUCAGUGAAAUGGUUUGGAGCGGGCCUACCAGUGAUGUAGCACCUCUGAGGUUUAAGGAUAUUGACCUAUCCGAUGCAUCUAAGGACAACUAG
Messenger RNA from Penicillium waksmanii, 285 nucleotides. RefSeq lists its product as uncharacterized. The record is from RefSeq and is a predicted model, not a curated record. Lineage: Eukaryota; Fungi; Ascomycota; Eurotiomycetes; Eurotiales; Aspergillaceae. Bases 1 to 285 code for a protein of 94 amino acids. The transcript has a single exon.